AUAUUUUUAAAACUUGCUCUCCAAUCAGGUCUUGUCCAAUAAGCAUGUGGCUCCUGAUCAUCUGUUGCAAAUCUGCCAGCGCAUCGGUCCCAUGUUGGAUAAAGAAAUUCCACCCAGUAUUUCAAGAGUCACUUCUUUACUUGGUGCAGGAAGGCAGUCUUUGCUACGUACAGCAAAAGACUGCAGGCACACAGUUUGGAAGGGCUCUGCCUUUGCUGCUCUUCAUAGAGGAAGACCUCCUGAAAUGCCGGUGAAUUAUGGUUCCCCACCAAAUCUUGUGGAGAUACAUCGAGGCAAACAACUCACAGGGUGUUCCACUUUUAGCACAGCAUUUCCAGGAACUAUGUACCAGCAUAUAAAAAUGCACAGAAGGAUUCUUGGACAUCUAUCUGCUGUUUACUGUGUAGCAUUUGAUAGGACAGGACAUAGAAUCUUUACAGGUUCAGAUGAUUGUUUGGUGAAGAUUUGGUCAACACACAAUGGCCGCCUAUUAUCCACAUUAAGAGGUCAUUCUGCAGAAAUUUCAGAUAUGGCAGUAAACUAUGAGAAUACAAUGAUUGCUGCAGGGAGCUGUGAUAAAAUAAUUAGAGUGUGGUGCUUGAGAACUUGUGCCCCAGUUGCUGUGCUCCAAGGACACACGGGGUCAAUUACAUCUUUACAGUUUAGCCCAAUGGCCAAAGGCUCUCAAAGGUACAUGGUCUCUACUGGUGCUGAUGGGACAGUUUGUUUUUGGCAGUGGGAUUUAGAAUCCCUGAAAUUCAGUCCACGUCCCUUAAAGUUUACUGAAAAGCCUAGACCAGGCGUUCAAAUGCUUUGUUCUUCUUUUAGUGUUGGUGGUAUGUUUUUAGCCACUGGUAGUACCGAUCAUGUAAUCAGAAUGUAUUUUUUGGGUUUUGAAGCACCUGAAAAAAUCGCAGAACUUGAAAGCCACACUGAUAAAGUUGAUAGUAUCCAAUUUUGUAACAACGGUGAUAGGUUUUUAAGUGGUAGCAGAGAUGGAACAGCACGGAUUUGGAGAUUUGAGCAGUUAGAGUGGAGAAGCAUUUUAUUGGAUAUGGCGACUAGAAUCUCAGGGGACUUAACUUCUGAAGAGGAAAGGUUUAUGAAACCCAAAGUAACAAUGAUAGCUUGGAAUCAGAAUGAUAGCAUUGUUGUCACAGCUGUGAAUGAUCAUGUCCUCAAAGUGUGGAAUUCUUAUACUGGACAACUGCUUCAUAACUUGUUGGGACAUGCUGAUGAAGUAUUUGUUUUGGAAACACAUCCCUUUGAUUCCAGAAUUAUGUUGUCUGCGGGACACGAUGGCAGCAUAUUUAUAUGGGAUGUUACAAAAGGCACCAAGAUGAAACAUUAUUUUAAUAUGAUUGAAGGACAAGGGCAUGGAGCUGUAUUUGACUGUAAGUUUUCACAGGAUGGACAGCAUUUUGCCUGUACAGAUUCUCAUGGUCACCUUCUGAUAUUUGGUUUUGGAUGCAGCAGGCCAUAUGAAAAGAUUCCUGAUCAGAUGUUCUUCCAUACCGACUAUCGACCACUGAUUAGAGAUUCUAAUAAUUAUGUCUUAGAUGAGCAAACCCAGCAGGCUCCUCACCUUAUGCCUCCGCCAUUCUUGGUAGAUGUAGAUGGAAAUCCUCAUCCAACUAAGUAUCAGAGAUUAGUACCAGGCCGAGAAAAUUCUGCAGAUGAACAUUUGGUUCCACAGCUAGGCUAUGUGGCAACAAGUGAUGGAGAGGUAAUUGAACAAAUUAUAAGCCUACAAACUAAUGACAAUGGUGAAGGAAGCCCAGAGUCCAGUAUUCUGGAUGGAAUGAUAAGACAGUUGCAGCAGCAGCAAGAUGAGAGAAUGGGAGCUGGUCAGGAUAAUAUUCCAAAUGGACUUCCAAAUGGGGAAGAAACACCACGAAGAGGUUUUAGAAGACUAAGCUUAGAUAUCCAGUCCCCUCCAAAUAUUGGUCUGCGUCGUAGUGGACAAGUUGAAGGUGUUCGUCAGAUGCAUCAGAAUGCUCCCCGUAGUCAGAUUGCUACAGAGCGUGACCUGCAGGCGUGGAAACGAAGAGUGGUUGUACCAGAGGUACCACUAGGCAUAUUUAGGAAAUUGGAAGACUUCAGAAUAGAGAAAGGUGAAGAAGAAAGAAGUCUUUAUGUAAUUGGAAGAAAAAAGAAGACUCUUCAGCUCUCACAAAAGUCUGAUUCGGUGGUUUUAAUGUCACAGUUUAGGCAGAGGACAUGUAGGCGUAAAUAUCCAAAUUAUGGUAGAAGAAAUGUUGGACGGAUUGAGUUAUCUUCUGGAAAUGAAUCUUCAAGCUCUAUAAGACAUACUUCCUGUGACCAAAGUGAAGGUUCCUGUUCUUCCGAAGAAGAAGAAGAAGAAUGGAAAAGUGAUAGAAAAAGUGAAAGUGAUAGUGACAGUUCAAGUGACUCUUCAUCUCGAUAUUCUGAUUGGACAGCUGAUGCAGGCAUCAAUUUGCAGCCUCCUUUACGUACUUCAUCUCGUCGGCGUAUUACCCGGUUUUGCAGUAGUUCAGAGGAUGAAAUGUCUACUGAGAAUUUAUCUCCUCCAAAAAGGAGACGAAAGAGAAAGAAAGAAAAUAAGCCUAAAAAAGAGGAUGUGCGGAGAAUGACACCGCCGGGGCCUGCAGAUUGGGCGCAUCUUCACGAGCUCCGUCCGCCAGUCUGGGUAACUGACACCACUCUGCGGAAGUCUCCUUUCGUUCCACAGAUGGGCGACGAGGUAAUAUAUUUUCGACAGGGUCAUGAAGCUUAUAUUGAGGCUGUGAGAAGAAAUAACAUUUAUGAACUGAACCCUAACAAGGAGCCAUGGAGAAAAAUGGAUCUUAGGGAUCAAGAAUUGGUCAAAAUAGUUGGAAUACGAUAUGAGGUUGGGCCCCCUACACUCUGUUGCCUCAAACUAGCAUUUAUAGAUCCUGCAACUGGAAAACUUAUGGACAAAUCUUUCUCUAUUAGAUAUCACGAUAUGCCAGAUGUUAUUGACUUUCUUGUGUUGCGUCAGUUUUACGAUGAAGCAAGACAGAGGAACUGGCAGUCUUGUGACAGGUUCCGUUCUAUCAUUGAUGAUGCCUGGUGGUUUGGAACAGUGCUGAGCCAAGAGCCCUACCAGCCACAGUACCCUGAUAGUCAUUUCCAGUGUUAUAUUGUUAGGUGGGAUAAUACUGAAAUUGAAAAGCUUAGCCCAUGGGAUAUGGAACCAAUUCCUGACAAUGUUGAUCCACCUGAAGAAUUAGGAGCUAGUAUUUCUGUUACUUCAGAUGAGCUAGAGAAAUUGCUCUACAAACCACAAGAUGGUGAAUGGGGCCAGAAAUCGAGAGAUGAAGAAUGCGAACGAAUUAUUAGUGGUAUAGAUCAACUUCUGAAUCUUGAUAUAGCAGCAGCUUUUGCAGGUCCAGUUGAUCUCUGUACAUACCCGAAGUACUGUACUGUAGUGGCUUAUCCAACUGAUCUUUACACAAUUCGAAUGAGACUUGUUAAUCGAUUUUACAGGAGGCUUUCUGCAUUGGUUUGGGAAGUCAGAUAUAUAGAACAUAAUGCCAGAACAUUUAAUGAACCUGAGAGUGUAAUUGCAAGAUCAGCUAAGAAGAUAACUGAUCAGCUUCUAAAAUUUAUCAAGAAUCAAGACUGUACAGAUAUCUCAGAACUUUCUAACACUUCUGAAAACGAUGAGCGAAGUGCCGAGGCUUUGGAUGAUAGUGAUCUUCCUAAAACAUCUUCUGGAAGAAGGAGAGUCCAUCAUUGGAAAAAUAGGAGCAGCAAAACAACCAGCUAUGUUGAAAGCAACUGGAAGAAACAGUGUAAGGAACUAGUGAACUUAAUUUUUCAAUGUGAAGAUUCUGAACCAUUUAGACAACCUGUUGAUUUGGUUGAAUAUCCAGACUACCGAGAUAUUAUAGAUACUCCAAUGGAUUUUGGAACAGUAAGGGAAACUUUAGAAGCGGAAAAUUAUGACAGCCCUUUGGAAUUUUGCAAAGACAUCCGGUUGAUAUUUAGCAAUGCAAAAGCAUAUACACCAAACAAAAGAUCAAAGAUUUACAGUAUGACCUUGAGAUUGUCUGCCUUAUUUGAAGAAAAAAUGAAGAAAAUCUCCUCUGAUUUUAAAAUUGGUCAAAAAUUCAAUGAAAAACUUCGAAGAAGCCAGAGGUUCAGGAGACAGCAAAAUUGUAACCGUGUUAAUCAGGCUAACAAAAAUACCAGAAAUAUCAAGCAGAAGCGUGUAAAGUCUCAGACAAGAGUAACUCCUGAGUUGGUAGGUUCUCCUACCCAAUCUACCUCUAGUCAGGCAGCUUAUUCUGCAAGCCACAAGACAAGUGCUGGUGUCUCUUCGGGUGUUACUUCUGGGGACUCUUCAGAUUCAACAGGAUCAUCAGAAAGAAUGAGAAGAAAUAGACCUGCCACUCUAACAAAUGGUUCUACAUUAUCUGAAAGUGAAGUGGAAGAUUCCUUAGGUACCUCUUCAUCUUCUUCAGCUUCAGAUAGCUCAGAGGAAAGUAAAGGAAGUUCAAGAGCUCGUGAAUCCUCCUUACGUGGUAGGCUGGCCAGAAGCAGCAAUCUCAGAGUGACCAGAAUGAGAGCUGCUCAAAGAAAACCUGGUCCAGUUCCUUUAGAAAAUGGAUGUGGCAGAAAAGCCACUCGAAAGAGAGUCUAUUUAAGUGACUCUGAUAACAAUUCAUUGGAGACUGGUGAAAGUCUAAAAGCCCGAGCUGGAAAUAACCGUAAAGUGCUACGAAAGUGUGCUGCUGUGGCUGCCAAUAAGAUAAAGCUAAUGAGCGAUGCUGAGGAGAAUUUUAGCUCUGAAAGUGUCUGUUCUGGCCGUAAGCUGCCUCACCGCAAUGCUUCUGCUGUAGCUAGAAAAAAGUUGUUAUAUAAUUCUGAAGAUGAUCAGAGCUUAAAGUCAGAAACUGAAGAAGUGGAACUGAAAGAUGAGAAUCAGCCAUCACCAGUGUCCAGUUCUCAUGCUGCCAAGAAUACUGUCAAUGAAUCUGAAAAUGGAGAUUCAGAGUCAGAAAGUGACUUGCAGGUAGUCCGGAAAAGUUGGCAUGCUAAUGGUUACAAGUCCCACACCACCACAAGUUCUAAAACAAAAUUUCUGAAAAUAGAGUCUUCUGAGGAAAGUCAUGGUUCAGAUAAUGGGCAUAACAGAACUAGUAGCCCAUCAGCAUCUGGGCAGAAACUUAAGGCAGGAGGCAUCUCGGGGGAGGAGGAAGCAGAUUCUGAACCAAGAAAAUAUGCGGGUAGGAAACACAACACAGGUCGCAAGAACGCUACUUUCCUUAAGAAAGCAAAGAUCUUCAGUGAUUCAGAAGACUCUGAAUCUGAAGAUAGAGAAGAAGGUAGAUGUCACAAAACGGAAACAAACCUGAUGCCAGGGAAUCUGAAGUGUGACCCUGUUGCUGGGGCCCACCGUUUCUCAGAUCAUGUGUCCGAGACAGAUGUGGAUUCAGAUGAUGGCAAAACGGAAAAACCACCAAACAGUUUUACGAAAGAUUCUACAUCACAAGACCAUGGACAAAGCAGGAAAGUUUCCAGGAAAAGGGUCUGUUCUAGUGACUCAGACAGCAAUUCAAAGGUGGUUAAGAAACCCUCCAAAGCCAAAACGGGUCUCCUAAGGAUUCCUCGAAGAUGUGCAACCACCGCUGCCAGUAAGAUUAAGCUCAUGAGUGAUGUGGAAGAUGUUACUUUAGAAAGUGUGUGUACUAGAAGCAAAAGGGGAAGGAAAAAGCCCCUCCGUUUUGCGUGUACCACAGCUAAGAUAGUGAGUGAUUCCGAGGGAGAUGUAAACUGUGAAGUGCCAAAUGAACAGGAUGCCUGUGACGAGGAGCCACCUGAAGCUGACUCAGAAGGUAGUACAAAAAGCAUUCAUCAGUCUUUAAAUGGAGACUCAGACUCUGAAGGUAUGUCAAAUUCAGAACAAAACAGGCCUACCAGGCAUGCCAAUAAUCACAAAACAAAUGUUGCACCUUCUAGAACAAAGAACUCAUUGAUUGGGUCUUCAGACGAAGAGUCAAAAAGCCAUAUUCCUGGGGGUGAGAUUGGUAGAAAAUUUUCUUCUGAAUCAACUUUGGAGCAAAAAGCCACUGCAGAGACUAACUUUGAAGAGGAACUGAAUUAUGGGCUGCGCAGGUGGAAUGGCAGAAGACUCAGGACCUAUGGGAAGGCUCCUUUCAGUAAGACAAAAGUGAUUCAAGACUCACAGGAAGCAGCUAAGACGGAAAUACGAAGGAAGAGACUGCAUCCUAAAUUGGGAAAUGUGGAAACUUCAGAAACAACAGGGAAUUCAGAAUGUGGACCUGACCCUAGUCCCAAAUCUGAUUCAGAGUUGGGAUCCGUAACUGAAUCAGAUGUUGACUGUGCUGAUGAGACAAAAACCAAAAAGAGGAAAACGAAAGGAAAAGCAAAAGUAGUUAGAAAAGGUAAAACUUUUAUGGCUAAUGUAUCUAAAACUGUGAGGCGACAAAGACAGAGCAAGCGCCCUAGGUUAAAUGCGGAGGAUAAUGACUGGGAGGAUUUGGACUAUGCGGAGUCUAAGCGGGUCCUUCGACGUUCCAAAAUAAAAACGCGAAAUCAGGGUAGAAGGACCGUGAGGUACCACGAUGGGGAUGAUGAUAGAAACUUAGAAAAUGUGUUAGGUUUCGAUGAUUGCACCUUAUGACCUUGAGGGAAAACCAGUUCAUUUAAAGAGGAAAUGGACUGGAAUUUAUGGUGAAACCUGGCUGUUGAAAUUAUUUUUUUGUCCUACAAUUCAGGGAAUAUAUUUAUAUUUUUCUAUGAAAAGUUAUGAAUGUGACUAAAUCAUGACUGUUAUUUUUAUUUGCACUUGCUUGCCUUUGUAGCAGCAUUCAGCACAGGUGCCAAAAUAUGCUUCAUUUUGGGGGCAGAUCUACUUAAACAGUAUUUAACUACAUAUAACAAGAGCUUGAAAUAUGUUAAACACUAGACAUCCUGGUUAUCAAAACUAAUGAGCAUUACUUUCAUGAUAGCAAGUGCCAUGCAGAUAUUUUCUGAAUUUGUCAAGAGGUGGUAGUUUCUAACCCAUGUCCUAUUGUAGUACAACAAUUUCACGUGACCUAUGUUUACAGAUUUUUCAUAAAUAUUAUGUGCAUACCGACAUUACAAUCAUGGGAAGUGUUACCAUGAUUAGUAGUAGGCAAGGUACCUACCACUUUUUUUUUUUUCUUUCCCUGGCUACUUGAGUAGAAUGCAUUAUACCAGAUUUGGUUAUUUUCAUUGACAUGGUUUCCAGUUUUCUUUCCAAAUGCUGUUGAAUCUUUCUCUCUUUUUUAUUUUUAUUUUAAAGGAAAAUAUUUUAUUUUAUAAACUUGAAUUUAUAAAGUGCUGGUAAAUUAUUUUUUUUAAUGUUUUGAUUGUAUAUUUCAAACCUCUAAGGCCAGACCAUAGUCCUAGCAUUUUCUUUUAAAUUGUGCACUAACAAAAUGCUAUAUAAUUUUCUUUCCAUGAUCUCUUGGUUUCCAUGUGAGAGAGUUAACCAAACUCUUGGUCUUCCUUAGUCUUACUCUGUGAAAUAGAGGAGUUUGUGUGCCUUAGAUUUAGGAAAAGUUUGUUCUUUAAUAGAGUGUACAGGACUAAGACAGUAUUUAAAUUAUAUGUAGUUCCCCCCUUUUCUGUUGAAAUCACAGGGUUGAGUUUUGUUAAGUGUGCAAUUGCAAAUCUCGUCUAUGUAGGAAACUAGUUAAAUGCUAUUCUCCAUUUCUGUUUUAGCUUACUGCUGCCAUGGGCAAAUCUCAAGCAGUCUUUGCUGGGGCAACUAAGUGUAUCUUUAUUAGUGACCUCUGGUUUAAAUCUAAGAAAGUCAUGUUUUGUCAGAAAAUAAUUUUGGAAUCCAUUUGACAUGAAACUUUUAUCACAUCAUCAAAUAGCAUAGUACACUUUUUUUUUCGAGCCAAAUAUUUUUACUUGAUAGGUUGUGCUACUCCCAACAGUGUAGGUGGCCAUUCCUAGCUUGUUUGUGCCUGAAGAUGGACUUGAUUCAAAUGGUUUACAUAUUUUGUAGCAAAGGGGUAUGCAACAAUACUCCCACCCUUACUGUUUAUUGGCCCUAUUUGGUUUCAGACAAAAUUAACCUUUUUCUCCUAUGUAUCCUUAAAGUGGCAGAUAUGGAAAAGCACCAGACUCUGGUAUUAUUAGUGUUAGAGAAUGUUCUUAAGUGUUGUUACUUUGUGUAGUUACCUAUUCUUUUUUGGACAGUACCAGCUGAGAUAGGUGGGAUACCUGCCUCUCCUUUGGUUGUUUAGAGAGCUAUCACUGCUUCAAAACUAUGAGACUCUCCUCAAAGCUCAUAUUCAGUGUGUAAUAGUGUGAUGCAGGAUAAUUGUCUUUCACUCUUGACCUGAAAAAAUUAAUGGAAUGCUCUUUACUUCCCUAAUUUUAAGAAGUGGUGAUAGAUGUCACAUCCAUUAAUUUAUUUAAACUUCUCUAAGCUUCUCCGUUUUAAAUCUAUUCUCAGGGUUAUAACUCCAUGUUUACCAUCAUUUGCAAAAAGGUACCAAAAAUCCAUAAAUAAAUAUGGAAUACAUUCAUAAACACGUAAGUUCUUUUGGUAAAAUGAUACUUUGACCAUUUAGGCUCCAUCAAUAGAACUAUUCGUAUCUUUUACACUGAAUUAACUGGUCAUUGUUUGGCUGGUCAACUAAUUACUAGUUUUUCAUUUUGUCCAAAAUUGUUAAACCCUUGUUUAUAUAAGAAGUACUCUGGUUUCAUCUGGAAAGAAAAAAGAAUUGGCCUGGUAACUUUGAAGGCAUGAUUGACAAUGGUAGCGUCUCAAGUUCUAAAGUAAAACUAAAGGAUUAUAGGGAGAAUCAUUUUUAUGGUCUUUUUUUGGUCAUGGUGCUAUUCUAAGGUUAACUUUGAACAUGUGACACACACUCCUAAAUACCUUUAAGGAAAAUUAAUAAAUAACUAAUAGUUUAAAAUGUUUACAUUGAGCACUUAGAACGUUUGACCUUUUUUUCCUGCUUCUCUUUAUGGGAAAAUGCACAGAGAUUUAAUGCACAGAUGUACUUUAAUAUGUUUGGGAUCAGUUUGUAUUUUUCUUGUGAGAGAAGAUAAAAGGUUACAAACUGAAUGUGAACUGAUCCAGAAGGGCUACAGCUUUCCAUUGCACUUGAAGUAACUUAAUGGUAUAUGGGGAAAAAAAGACUACUGUGGUUGUGUAUGUCCAGAGUCCUCUGAUUUUAUUCAUUUAUGAUUUAAACAAAAAGGUUUGAGGUAUUUAGAUUUGAUUUUUGCUUUAUUUGAAAGACUAAUUUUACUAAGCAUAUUAAGAAAAAAAGGUUUCAAACAUUUAAAAAUAGGUGAGAUCUUUAAAGCAUUUUUUUUUCAUAUCCUACUUAUUUUAAAAGGGUAUACUGACAAUGCGCAGUAACUUCUGAGUAAAAGGGAAAGUUUAUCCCUAGGUAAUCCCUAGGGUGGUCAUGCUCCCUUUUUUUAUUUUAGGGGAAAAUCUUUGGUUAAAUGCUUUCUCAAUUUAGUAAUUCUUAGCAAAGGAUAAAGCAGUUAACAGCUUCUAAAUCAAAACACAAAAGUUUCUUUUAAAUAGUAGAGAGUUGUACCUAAAAAAGGAAAUUAGUUUUAUAAUAAGGAAAUGGGAGGAAAGAACUUAUGUUUUAGGAAAAUUCACGUCAAAACCUAGAAGUGAAAAUGGAAAAAGGAGACAUAAACCAAAAAAAUACCAUCUGAGGGUACUGCUGUCCAAAAACAAUAUAAUACACGUCACCAAAUCCUUCCCACUCCAUUGGUUGAUGAUGUCUUCAGUAAAAAUUCUUAUUUAGAAUAACAUUGGAUCCAUACUACAUUCCCUGUCCCUCUUCUAGUUUUUUUUCCUUUAGAAUAGUUAGAACACAAAAUUUCUUAACCUCACUGUAUAGUAUUAAAAACUAAGAUGAAAGGAUUUUAAUAUCUUCUGUAAGUACAAAUUGAAUUUGAUUGUACUACCUGAACAAAACGAGGGGUUUGUAUAUCAGAACACAUGAACACCAUUAAAGGUGCAUCUAGUAUUUUUGGUUUUCCUUUCUACUCAAAAGUAUUGAUUUUUAGAAUAACUUUUAAAUGGCCAGAUAAGGUCUUUUUGUCUUGUCCUUUACUAACGCUGAAAUACCAGCCCCAUUUUUUUCACUGAUACCAAGUCAACACAUUUACUUUGUCAGGUAUCUUGUAGCUGUCACCAAAUAUUUUAGUUUACUUACAGUGCAUGGAAAUUAUAGCUCAGUUCUAAUAUGAUGGGGUGCAACAAAGCACCUUCAUUGUAGAAGAAAUUUUUGUCUGUUAAUUAAGUAUACCUCACACUUCUGCAGUGGAUAUCAGGGAAUAAUAAAGCAGAAAGCCUAAGAAAUUUGCAACUUAACAGUUUAAAGACUGUCUCUUAUUCUAAUAUUUGGGAACAGAAAGACCAAACUAAAUAAAUUGGUCAAAGCUAGGGAGAACGUGGGGCAUUGUGGAAAAAUAUAGUCCAACUAGGUUAGUAAAUGCUAAUCCUGCUUGUAGCUCAAUUGUGAAUUAAUGGAAAGGAGUGAAGUAUACAGAGUAUAAUGAUGAGGGCUGUGUUCUCUCUCCUCACAUUUAAAGAGUAUUUUUACAGCUAUUUUCUUAAAUUACAGGUGUUGCCUAAGGAUACAUGAGAAUUUUCAAAGUUCAGGGGGAUUUUUACCAGUCACUCAGUCUGCCAAGUUUGUUCCUAACAUACUGCUAAUGUGGUAGGAAAAUGUCUAGUCUCUUACUGGUUGUCCUCUCAAGGAUUGCUCUUAGAGAUUAGGUGGAGGGAGGCUGAGAGGGAGCAGGGCAGUCACAACAUUUGGGUCCUACAAAUCCGUAGGCUCUUGGGUUUGGCAGCAUGUUAUAGACUAUAUAUCUAUUUGUCAAGACUAAUAGUUUCAUUCAAUAUACUUGCCAGUGUUACAACAUGUUUUCUGGUCAUACUUUAGUUUUGAAGUUAAAUUCAGGUAAGUCUUAUCAUUUAUUAAAACACUUAAUGGGAAUUUGGACUGGUAAAGAGAAAGAGGUAUUCUGACCUAACUGAAAUGAGAUGACCAACUACAGACUUGACCGCAGCAGCUAGCCCUACUUGCUGUUGGAUCCACAGGGAAAAUAUUUUGAAAUAAUUACCCUUUUCAGAAUCAGUGGUUAAAUGUUAACGGAGUCUUUGUUAAUAUAUUGAAGUUAACUAAGUGUUGAUCCAUAUUUCGUCCUUGGACUGUACACUUCAGCUCACCUGUAAAAUUCUCACCAUUUUACUGGAGCCUGUCAAAGAGGCAAAUCUUUCAAUUUUCCACUCCCACACAGGAUACUUACUUUAACUUUCUAAAUUAUCAGCACAUCUGGGUUUUAGCAUUUUCAUCUAGGAACCAGCUUUUUAGUCAGUUACUAACUAAAAGAGUAAGAGUAUAAUACAUUUAAGGAUGUUUUUUUUUUUUUCUUUUUUAAACUACUUCAAGCCUCCUGGCUGAUUAAUUCAGUAAGGUCUGCAAUAUGGGGUCAUUUUUCCUUGCAGCUCAUCUUUACCUCUUGUUUUAAGCAGCUUCCAAACCUCUAUGCAUUUGUGAUUUUUCAUGUGGGCAGAAUGCAGCGCUACAAGUCGGUUGAGCCAGGGCACUGAAGGGAGUCAUGAGAUGUGCUUGAACAGGGGUUGUCCUUGGGUUGUCUGUCACCGUGCUGCUUUUCAUUAGUGAAGAAAUAAAGUUGAUUGGAAACUCGGUAGUUACUUCUGAUACCUUGUCCUUCCUACAUUAGUUUGAAAUGCUCUCUCUCUUAAGUUCAUUAAACAGAUAAAGUAUCAGUUCCCUUUCAUACUUCAUAGAACUUUCAUCAGAAUUUUAGAAAAAAUUGAGCAGCAUACAUCACAAAGCUUGUGAGAAUCAUAAGAAUGCUACCAAUUAACUUUUCUAGGGAUGAGAGAAAGCUGUAGAAGAGCUGUAGGUGCAAAACAAAACAAGGUUCUGUGCUAUCCUCAUUGGAUGUAGUGAAGACUGACUUCAUAGGUGAACAUAAGUACAUCUGUUCAGCCAUAAAAGCGACCAGCCUAGUGGAGAGCUCGAUUAUGGAAUUAUUUCUGUCUCCUGACCUGACACUCCCAUGCUAUAGGAGUUGACUUCUCAGUGUUACCAACUCCCCUAGGGGAAUAAUUAUAAAAUGUUAAACACAGAGUUACAGAAAACACUUAACAGUCAUUCUCUAGAGAGACUUUUCAGUUUAUGGGAAUACUUUUGGAAAUGUAUGUUUUAGAGGGGGCCGGAUAUUUCAGUGUUAAAUGCUAUUUACUUCCCGAGUUUUGGUCAUUUUGAAAGGCAAUAAAGAAAGGACAUCCCACACCAGCUUUGAUAAAGGCUUGUUUGAAAGGUUAUGGUUUGCAACUAACAGGUUUUCCCUCUGUAUGGACUUGAUUUAUCUACCAACCACACAAAUCAGUAAUGUCAGUAUUUGAAAAGUAUAUGAAAUAGGCUAGUAUAUGGUUUUCAUUUUUGAUUCAGGCAUUCUUUUUCCAUUCUCAAAUUUGUUUUUAAUAUUCCAAUUAAAAUGCUGAUCAAAUUAAAAUUCUAUGUGCUUCUGCAGCAAUGAUGUUAGUUUACCUUGGAUUUAGGAAAACAAUUUUGUAUCAAGAAGUGUAAUUGGAAUAAAGUAUAAUUGGAAUAUGAAUAAUUCUUAAAAUAUAGAAACGAAAUUACUGCUUUUAAUCAAAGCAAUCCAUUUCUCUUCACUACAGACCAUCUUAGAAUACACAGUGACCUGACUUAUGAUUUAAAGUGGUCAUUUAGGUAACCUGACCAAGUACUACUACAGAUGUAAAUUUUCAUUCUACUAAAGAGGUUUUUGCCAUAUCCAAAUAGGGAUUCAUUUAUAGGCGAGCAACAGUGCCUCAAGCACUCAGUGACUUCCCAACAUGUGACUGACCCAAGACCAUCUGGGACACCAGGACUCUGAGCUGUACUGUCUUAUUAGUAUUAAAUGACACUAUCACAGAUGUAUUGUUAGAGUAGCACCCUCCAAAAUUUUUAAGCUUGUACACUAACAUAUAAAUUGGACUUCUCUAACUGAAUUAUCCUGUAUAUAUUUCUAAAAACUGUUUGUAGCCUUCCAAGGAGAAUAAAGCACUUUAUAAUUUACCAAGUUCUCAGUAAUAAAAUUAAUACUGACUUACA
This is a messenger RNA of Miniopterus natalensis, 13151 nucleotides long. Lineage: Eukaryota; Metazoa; Chordata; Mammalia; Chiroptera; Miniopteridae. The record is from RefSeq and is a predicted model, not a curated record.